GCGGGGCUCUCGUAGGCCGCCCGGCUCCCAGGUGACGCACAUCCCUCGCCGCCGUCCGUCGCACGGAGACCGGAGUUCGAGUCCCCGCUCCGGCCGCCAUGGCCGCCCCGGAGGCUGAGGGCGGCUGCGGCCCGCGCCUGGCCCCGCUGGGCCCCGAGCAGCUGCGGCGCGUGCUGGAGCUGGUGACGCGGGCGCAGCCGCCCCCGGUGGUGCAGCGGGACGCGGCGCAGCAGGCUGCCCUGCGGCGGGGCCCCGGCCCCGAGUCCCCGCGCCCGCUGCCGCCCCAGCAACUGGGAGCCAUCUGUGUCAAGGUGACAUCUGGAGGAACAAGAGGUCUCGAGAGGCCAGUGCCCCCCCUGGCCACCACCCGGCCCCACACCGUGCGUCUGGGCCCGCUACCUGGGAGGAGCCACAUCCUGGUGGAGCGGCACAGCCCAGGCUCGCAGCUGCCGAGGGGACAGCCCCAGGCUCCUCAGGCGUCGUUGCGGCCGGUCCUUGCCAAUUCUCCCCCAGCACAUGAGGCUGCCAGCGACCGGGGCCCCACCUUGUGCACUGAGAAGCUGAAGAGGUCCUUCAGAGUGAGAACUCGCUCUGGGCGCAUCUCUCGCCCUCCCAGAUACAAAGCCAGGGAUUACAAGUUCAUAAAGACGGAAGACUUGGCAGAUGGGCACGUGUCUGACUCCGACGACUACUCAGAACUGAGUGUGGAAGACGACGAGGACCAGAGAGCAGAGCAGGCGCUCUUCGACCUAGGCAGCUGCUCCCUGAGGCCCAGAACAUUUAAGUGUCAAAGCUGUGAAAAGUCAUACAUCGGAAAGGGUGGCCUGGCCCGGCACUUUAAACUCAACCCUGGCCAUGGUGUGCUGAUGGUGCCUGAGCAGGCCAACGCAGGCCUAACGCAGCGCUGCAUGGGGACAGGAGCCACGGGCUGCACCUCCCCAGAGCGACCUGCGCCUGCCAAAGAAGGGGCCCUGGCCCGCUGUGCCAUAGGGGCGGAGCCAGCACGGCACAGCCUACAGGUAACUGCCUGCCUGGGUGGCAGGUGCAGGUCCUGCCCCCAUCCUCAGAUUAACCUGACAGCCUGUGGGGGUCCAGGCCCUGACUUGAGUGGAGCCAGAGUCACAUGGCAGGGGAUCCGCUGUCUGCCCAGCUGCCAGACACCAGCAAUUGGUCAGUCAGUCGAAGCUGAAGAGGUACUGCUGACAGAGCCGGAAAACCAAAUUCCUUCAGCUCUCCUGAGGUCACAGAGCCUCCCGGGAGCCCGAGGAACUAGGUGCCCUGAGACUCCUGCGGAGCCCUUGGCCGCUGUUGCCCCACCCCGGCUGGGCACUACUGCAGCCAGGCGGCCACGACUCCUGUGCUUUCCUCGCACACUUCUUGAGCAGUCUGACCAGGAGGACCUGCUGCAGCUGGCCCUGCCACAGCUGGCUCGCGCCGUGACCCUCUAUGAGUUUCUGCUGUUGAAGGUGCUGCAGCCUAGCCCUGCCCAGUCUGCUCUUACCUCUGACUCAUGCAAACUGGUUGAAGAGGGUCGUCUUGCCAAACCCCUUUUUCCGGCCGUGUACAAGGAGUUUGAGGAGCUGCAUAUGAUGGUGAAGAAGCUCUGUCAGGAUUACCUUGGAAGCUGCAGUCCGAGUCCCCAGGAGCCCCUGGAAAUCAACGACAGGAAGGUGGCUGAGUCCCUGGGAAUCACCGAUGAAUUCCUGAGCAAACAAGAAAUGCGCAUGGGUCACCCUGCUCUCCAGCGCACCAGCCCAGAGACAGGUGGCGAGCGGCCAGAGGGAGCCAGCGGACAGAAGAGGGGCGGUGAGGUAUGCAUGGGGUCCGGAGGGCCAGUUCCUCAUGGAGCUGAAGUGUGGGCUUGCCAGGUCUUCCUCAUCUGUGCUUAUGGCGCUUUCUCUUCCCAGGCCACAGACCUGCAGGCUUCAGUGAAAAGGACUUGCACUGCAGCUCCGCCCGAGGACACUGCUGAAGCUCCUGCUGCCCAGGGCCCAGGCUGCAAGCAGCCCGCACCCUCGGGUGCUCCAGCUGCCCGGGAGGGUUCCGCCCCUGCAGCAAAGGGCAAGGUCACUGCCCACGUCGAGGACAGUCAGGAGGUGGCCAUCCAGGAGGGCAGCAGCAGCACACUGUGCGCGGGUCAGCAGCUGGAGCAAGUUACUGAAAUGCAGAUCCAGAGCGGGUGUGCGGGCCCUGUUCUCCCUUGCCUGGAUUGCAGUGGAUCAGCUGUUCAGAUUCAGCUGAGAGAGCCAGGGUGUCCUGGACAGAAGGUUCAGGAACAUUCUUCAGGCCAGGACACUGGGGUCAGCAUGAGGGGUCCAGCUGCUUGUGGCACACCAUUAACACAUGGAGGGGCAGGGUCUCUGCUGCCUGGCAGUCCUCAGUGUGCACAGGACGGACACCACAGGAUGCACCAUGUCCCCCCAAGCCACCAGCAGGCCGGGGCCAGCCCCAUCCUGUGGACAGGGGCCUCGGCCCCACCCCUUGAGAAAGCCCUGUCCCAGGACUGUGUGCCAGUGGACUAUGCCUGCAGGAUGCUGUCUAAGCCAGGGCCUUAGCUGGGCAAGGACAAAUUGCUGCCCACCAAAGUGGGUCUUGAAGGCCACAUAAGGGACUUGAACCAGCCCUCCUGUGGCCUGGAGGGCAUGGUGGCUGUGGGUGAAGCUGUGGCUUCCAAAAUCCCUGGUGGGGGCAAUGAGCUAUUGUCUCCAGAACGGGAUCAGAUCUGUAUUCAGAUGUCCCAGCCCAGUGUCCUGCCAGCUGUCACCCCGGGGGCUGUGCUGCAGGGGAGGGUGGCUGAAGGUGUCCCAUUGGCAGCUGUGGACACACUGCUCAUUGUGCAGAGCCUACCCAGUGACAAGGAGCAGAACCAGGACUCUGGACUGGUCUGUGUUUGAGGCAAACAAGGCCUUUUUCCAACAAUAUAUUUUUCUAGAUACUCAUA
Messenger RNA from Ochotona princeps (American pika), 2941 nucleotides. RefSeq names its product zinc finger protein 839 (gene ZNF839). The transcript has 9 exons. NCBI's taxonomy places the organism in Eukaryota, Metazoa, Chordata, Mammalia, Lagomorpha, Ochotonidae. The record is from RefSeq and is a predicted model, not a curated record.